GAGGGACCAGAAUCAACAGUUAUCUCCCGUAAAGAUACAACAUGCACGUCUGCGUCAUUUUGAUGUGAACGAAACCGGAACCUGUUUGUCUUUUAGAGGAAGGAAGCACAAAACACAAGCGCAUAGAAGAAUGGAAGAAACAGAAAACAGAAAGAGGUAGUUUAGUAAAGGAUUGUAGUUAAUAAGUAACAGGCCACAACGGUCUCCCCCGCCCUGCAAAGCCUGCUGGGAAAAUCUCCUGACAGAGUGCUGUGUGUGUGUGUGUGUGUGUGUGUGUGUGUGUGUGUGUGUGUGUGUGUGUGUGUGUGUGUGUGUGUGUGUAGGGAGAUAUCGCUGAAAUAAAGAACAGGAAGAGAAGACAGAGCAGCGCCUUCUCUGACACACUUUUUUGGAUCUCCAGCUCUCUCAACUUCCUCUUUUCUGUCAGCAACCGAAGUUCCUCUCAUGGGCAAAGGGAAGGGCAAGUCUGGGCCCUUGGCUCGGAGGCCAGACAACUCAGCCUUCAAACAGCAGAGGUUACCUGCCUGGUCUCCCAUGCUAACGGCUAACACUGUGCUGCCUUUCUUCUACUUUAUGGCUUUAAUAUGCAUGCUGCUGGGAGUGUGGUUGCUUCUUACAGUGCAGAGCACACAGGAAGUAAAGAUGGACUACACAGAGGCCGGGACGUGUGACAAAUGUUUUGAAAAGCGUAAAAAUGCGAGCAACGCCGCACAAACCUGCAGCUGCACGGUGGGGUUUAACAUCAAGAAGGCUUUAAAGGGAGACGUCUUUUUCUACUAUGGCCUCCAGAACUUCCAUCAGAACCUGCGCCGAUACAUGGACUCCAGAGAUGAUGCACAGAUGGUUGGCAAGAAGAGAAAUUUAAAGAACCCGAGUUCCUACUGCAAGCCGUUUAACAUGGACCAAAAAGGACUCCCCAUUGCCCCCUGCGGUGCUGUGGCCAACAGUAUCUUCAAUGACUCCUUCACUCUGCACUAUCUCGGUUCCGGUGGUCCAGUCCAGGUCCCUCUGUUACGGAAAGGCAUCACCUGGUACACGGACAAAAAUGUCAAGUACCGCAACCCGACGACUGAAAACAUGACACUGGUUCAAGUGUUCAACGGCACAGCGCGGCCUCUGUACUGGCAGAAGCCCGUAUAUGAGCUCGACCUCCUCGACUCGACCAACAACGGCUUCAUCAACGACGACCUGAUUGUGUGGAUGAGAGAGGCGGCCUUCCCCAACUUCAAGAAGCUGUACGGGGUUUUAUACCGAGCCAACAAGCCUUUUACCAACGGUCUGCCGGCAGGGAAUUACAGCAUCGACAUAUCCUACAACUUCCCCGUGCAGUACUUCCAAGGCAGAAAGGAAGUGGUGUUGACCACGCUGACCUGGUUUGGUGGUCAGAACCAUUUCCUGCCCGUCGCUUACCUCGUCACCAGCUGCCUGAUCCUACUGAUAGCCGUCGUCCUCACUGUGGCGUGGUACAAGUUUGGGAAGAAUAGGAAGAGCAUGGACGAAUGAAGGGGUACGACGUGCGAAGCAGCUGAAAAGUAAUAAAUGACGUGCUGCUCGGUAGACGACGCAGCUCAAAUGAAAACGUUGACGCGAGAAAACGAAGGUUAAAGAGAAUGUUUUGAAAAAAAAACAAAGAAUUGAAUUUGACGUCUGUGAAAAUUGCUUUCCAUAUCGGCUAAAUGAAAUGUUUUGGUGCUUUUAAUUUGGUGACGGUGCUCUGAAGAACCCUCUGAAAGCUGGGUGUGUUCCUUUACGUGUUGAUUGUACUUGCAUUUUCUUUUUUUACGCACCAUCUUGUUCAUGCACUGUUAAUAUUUAUAUAUUUUUUCAUAAUUAGUACAUCAAGAAUGGACUAAAGUCCAGUCACUGGGGCGUUAUGAUUCUUAAAGGGGACAUGUGCUAAUUUCCAGGUUCAUACUUGUAAUUUGAGUUUCUAUGAGAACAUGUUUACACGAUUUAAUGUUCAAGAACACAUUUUCUUAUACCGUCAGUCUGAAUAUGUCUUACUACUCUACCGCUCGUUUUAGGCGUGCCUGCACGUGACAUAGGAAGGGGGAGCCAAAUGUUGAAUCCCGUGUUUGUGGGUUGGCAGGCACUCGAGAUACUCCAACGUAUGUUCACAAGCAAUUCUGUGGAUGUUUCUAAUUACAGCACAAUGUUAGUCAGUGUAAAAAUGUAAAUGUCUUUUUAUAAUGUAGAAUAGCAUAAGAGUCUACAGCCAUGCUCGCAGCAGUGCUUUGAGCUAAGAGGUACAUUUCCCCAUGUAGACAAAGUGUAGCGUGUUAGCAUAAUUACAUCAACCGUCUGUUAUUGUAAUAAUAAAAACAUUUCUUUUAAAAACUC
Cottoperca gobio is the source of this 2340-nucleotide messenger RNA. It is a transcript of the gene cdc50c, whose product is annotated as transmembrane protein 30C. NCBI's taxonomy places the organism in Eukaryota, Metazoa, Chordata, Actinopteri, Perciformes, Bovichtidae. Gene Ontology annotation, biological process: phospholipid translocation. Gene Ontology annotation, cellular component: endoplasmic reticulum; plasma membrane; Golgi apparatus. The record is from RefSeq and is a predicted model, not a curated record. The transcript is spliced from 7 exons. The coding region runs from base 445 to 1503 and encodes 352 amino acids.